UUUUGAAGUUGACAAAAUUCUUUGGGUGAUUAGAGAAGAAAAUUUUGUAAACUUUAGUCGUAAGUUCUAAAGUUGUUGAACUUAAUCGUUUGUUACUGCGAAUACUUAUUACUUGUAAUUGACCGAGUCGUGAUUAAUACUUAGCUCUCGUUUACCCGCUCUCUUUUCUUUCAAGUGAAUGUUGUUAUGUUCCAAAUUCGUAAUCGGAAAUGAUAGCAUCCUUUUGUCUUCGUACGCGACCAUCAUUGUAUAGAUGAUUCAUUUUGUGUUCGACUUGGAUGUCAAGAAAUCAAUCCCAUCGCGUCGAAUUUGAUUCGUAAAUAACACGAACAUGUGUAACACUCGUUAAAUGUGCAUGCAUAAUAAUUUCCUUCGACUUGUGGAAAAUGUUAACUUAUUAUGGUAACAUCGUACUCAUUUUGCUGUAUUAUUUUCCUUCGAUCGAAUCUGGUAACAGACUGAAUGAGUAUAUUAGUCAUUAUGAAACACUAUCGUACGACACGCAACAAGUGCAUGAAAAACAUACCCGCGCCAAGAGGUCGGUAACGCACGACGAUUCGGUCGUGCAUUUAAGCUUCUCGGCGCACAGUAAGCAGUUCAACAUAAGACUUAAACGAGAUCUCAGCACGUUUUCCGAUAACCUAGUCAUAUUAGAUUCUCAUGGAGCGGAACUGAAUUCGUCGCAGACCGACACAUCUCAUAUAUACUCCGGUCAUCUCAUAGGCGAACCAGAAAGCGUCGUUUUCGGUUCGUUGCUGGACGGCGUAUUCGAAGGAAAAAUCAUUUCGCCUUCUACCGGAGCAUACUAUGUAGAAAAAGCUUCCAGAUAUUUUCCGCCGCAAUCGUUGAUAUCGAACUCCAACAACGAUUCCGUCACUUCCUCAAAUGACGCAAAUACGACCAACGAUCUCGACUUCCAUUCGAUAGUCUACAAAGAAUCGGACGUCGAUGAUCCUCACCACCAAGAUCAUUCCGAUCAUCCAGCCGGUUGCGGUAUUACCGAAGAAGUAAAACAAUGGAUGGAAUCGAUCCAGACGUCGGCCGUCGAUGAAGAAGAACGAGAAAUCGCCGACGCCAAACAACAAGCGCAAAGUGAUACAAAUUCCAAAUCUUCGCCGCCGAUACGACCUCCGAAAAAGAAACGUAAAAAAACCGAGCCAUCGAUCGAGUUGGGAGUCGGUGAAACACCUUAUCAAAAAUACACCAAAGAAUGGAACAGCGCUGGCACAUCAUCUUCGGCUCGUUUCAAGAGGGCAACCCGAGCUAAAGAAAAGGAUAAAAAUACGUGCUCUUUAUUCAUUCAAACGGAUCCGUUAAUAUGGAGACAUAUUUCCGAACAGGUUGGCCAUGAUGCUGAAAAAACUAGAGAAGAAAUAUUAUCGCUGAUUGCGCACCACGUCACCGCCGUGAAUUAUAUCUAUCGUGAUACGAAAUUCGACGGCAGAGUUGAGCAUAGAAAUAUCAAAUUUGAAGUGCAGCGCAUCAAGAUCGACGAGUAUACUGUUUGCGAAAAGCAUCAUCGAGGUGAAACGAAUCCCUUCUGUAUGGAAAAUAUCGACGUGAGCAAUUUCUUGAAUCUGCAUUCGCUGGGCAAUCACGAAGAUUUCUGUUUAGCGUACGUUUUCACGUACAGAGAUUUCACCGGCGGUACUUUGGGCCUUGCUUGGGUAGCCAGCGCUUCGGGUGCUUCCGGCGGAAUAUGCGAAAAAUAUAAAACUUACACCGAAACGGUUGCUGGCCUUUAUCAAUCCACGAAAAGAAGUCUGAACACUGGUAUCAUAACUUUCGUCAAUUAUAAUACCCGAGUGCCACCUAAAGUAUCGCAGUUGACGUUGGCCCACGAAAUUGGACAUAAUUUCGGAUCACCGCACGACUAUCCGCUAUCAUGUCGACCAGGAGGAAUGAGCGGAAACUACAUCAUGUUCGCUUCGGCUACUAGCGGUGACCGGCCGAAUAAUAGCAAAUUCUCGUCCUGCAGUAUAGGCAAUAUCAGCAGCGUUUUGGACGCCAUCGAAGAGAACAAAAAACGCAAUUGUUUCAAAGCUAGCGAAGGAGCUUUCUGCGGUAAUAAAAUAGUCGAAGAAGGCGAAGAAUGCGAUUGUGGCUUCAACGAAAACGAAUGCUUGGAUAAAUGUUGCUAUCCUAGGGUAAUAUCGGAUGCGGAUAAAAAUGCCAAUAUUACGGCCAGAGGCUGUGCUAGGAGAAAGGAUACCGAGUGCAGUCCAUCUCAAGGGCCUUGCUGUUCGGCUCACACCUGUAAAUUCACAUCGUCCGAUAAAGAAGUCAUAUGUAAAUCGGAAUCGGAUUGCAGUCGAAGUAGCAAAUGUAACGGAAGUUCGGCCGAAUGUCCGCUGCCACCAGCCAAACCGGAUAAAACAAGAUGCAACGAGGGUACUCAGCUUUGCAUCGGCGGCGAAUGUCGCGGUUCCAUUUGCCUAGAAUGGGGUCUGAACGAAUGCUUCUUGUCGUCCAGUAGCGUUCCGCCGGUCGACAAACGAAAGCUGUGCGAGUUGGCCUGCAUGAAUGGCACCAACGAAUGCCGAAGUACUAGCGAAUUCGCUAGCAUCGUCGGUUUACCACCAGGCGGCAUCAGUCUCCGACCUGGCUCUCCAUGUGAUAAUUUUCAGGGUUACUGUGAUGUAUUCUUUAAAUGCCGCGCCGUUGACGCCGAAGGUCCGUUGGCCAGAUUGAAAAACAUGUUGUUGAACAGGCGAACGUUGUUGCAACAGUGGGCUUUCGACAACUGGUGGGCGUGCGUAUUAAUAGCUGUGAUAUUUAUAUUCGUUUUGGGCGUUUUUAUCAAAUGCUGCGCAGUCCAUACGCCUUCUUCGAAUCCGAAGAAACCUCCGGCGAGGAGAUUCAGCGAAACGUUGCGCAGGCCGAUUACCACGUUACGAAGAAUGCGAGGUCCAGCUGUGCACCGGGGUCACAGCGGCGAACGUGGCUAUCGUAGUCAUCAUCAGCAUCAUCACGGCAGCAGUCAUCACGGCCAACACGGUAGCAGCUAUUCGCAAAAUUACAACAAUAACGUCGGCAAUUACAGAAACGCUCCGCCGUCGUAUACUCGAAGUCAGCACCAUCACGCUCCUAAACCUUCGGCACCUCACGCUACCAGAGCGGACGUGUAUGCGCAUCCGUACAGAGAUCGCAACUCUUUCCAUAUGAGACAGCACAAAGUUUAAAUUGGUAUGUUUUUUAGCCGAUACGCUGCCACGCUAGUCACAUUCAAAAACCGUGGAAAACUUGGCUCUACGAUGAAUUCUCCAUGCAGAUGUACUCGUAAUGUAACAUCGAUCGCAAAUUAGACGAAAUACUCGGUCAUCUGCUCGUCGUCUUGUUCCCCAGACCGGCAAAUUGGCGGCGAUACUUAUUAUUUUAUUUUCCAAUACUUUCAUCCAGCUCAUAUAAAUGGUUCGACACCUGUCGAAGAAUUCCAAUCUGCGUAGGCCUACCACUUUUCUAGUCUUGGCGAGUAUUUCAUUCUACGUAUUUUUGGCAUCGGCAUCUACGCCAAAGAGAAACGAAAAUACCGAAGUAUUCGAGCUUCGGAACGAAUAUAUAGAGGAAUAUUGACAAAUCUACGCGAUUAUUCGUAUGUAUCUUUUUCAAACGUGUGCGACGUCUUCUCCAUACGCGAAAGAAAAGAAAAGGGAAAAAAUUGGUUCGGAGCGAAAAUUGCCAAACUAUUUUCAUAUCGAUCGAUGUACCGACCGUCUUUCAUUCUGAUAUCAUUACAUUCGGAGUUGGUUUUUUCGUUUGAACCGACGACUGCAGAAAUUUAAUUACUAGUUAGGUUAUAUUCGUAGUUUGCUAAUGUCGUCGAUUUGUCGUCGCCACAGAUGAAGGGACCAAAAAUGAUGGCUACGAAGAUUUGACGAUUGGCAUUACCUACUGUUGUUGCUCGUGUUUCCUGACUCAAUUUUUUUUUUUAACCAUACACAACAACGUUUUAUCAGAAUUUCUAAUAGUAAUUCUCGUCAACAAACUUGCUCUUCGCUCUCUCGAAUUUUUUUAGCAAAUUAUUAUUUACUGCCAUAAUAUUCAAUUUUAAUUUCGACGAAAGCGAAUACUCGGAUGAUUUUAACGCUUUUUUUCCAAUUUUUUUUAUCCUUCUCGUACGUGCUGCCUUCGAAACAUUCCCAGAAAUAAACCAUGUGUUCUUUUUCUCGGCCAAAUACUGAUACUGAAUUUAAUUUAAAAUUGUAUUUUACUUUUACAAUUACAUUAAGAUUUUUAAAAAGCGAAUGAGCUUCGAUUUUAUACCAAAGAAUGAUUCUUUUAACUUGUAUAACCCCGAUUUUUUUUUUUUUUGGUUUUUCCUCCAAUUAUUUCACAAUGUGUAGAUAUUCGUCGUCGAUAUUUCGUUUCCAAGUUUUUAGUCUACAUUUUGACAACAUAAUCAUUUUCAAUUAUUUUUUUUUUAAUUUUUUAUUUUCGUGUAUCGUUGUACAUGUGCCUAUUUAUGAUUGUAUUUUCCUCAACUUGAUACUUAUUUAUUUUACUUACGCUUAAUUUAGACGCAUAGCAUAAAGACACACUUUUGUAUUAUCUUUUUAUUUACGUAUUGUAUUUAUUUUCUUUUUUUUCUUUUUUUUUUUUUACCAUCGUAUAUUUUUACUGCCUGUCGCAUCACAUUGGAAUUUUUGGUUAUUUUUAUUUUACUCGUUUACGUAUUUUAUUUUUGAGAUCGGUCUACAAAUGAGACAUUCGUCGUGUUUUUUUUUCUCAUCUAUCGUUUGUAAUAUCAUGGACAUGUACUUUGAAAAAAAAACGUGUUUUUUCAAAUCGCUCUCUUCCCGUCGUAGGUAAUAGGUAUUUUAAAUCGAAUUGGCUCGUAGACGCUCUCAUUUUCAAUUUUUGUGAAAAAUCUAUACGUAGGUAGGUAUUCGAUUAUAGAACACGUGCUAUUCGAACGCUGUAAUAUCCAUUCGGAGGUUAUUUUCUCGAAUUGUUACCAUAUUACCGUAUGUACUACCUAGCUACCUACUUAGUAUUUUUGUACAGUUAGGUAAUCGUGAUAAUGAAGAAGGAGUAUAAAAAUUUUUUCUAAUACUUACGUUGAAAUACUUACCUGAUUAUUAUUCGAAUUUUGCUAUUGGCUCUGGUGAUUUUUACAACGUUCCCUCGGAUAUGGGAAUUGGGAAUGGUAGAACGAAUAAUCUUUUAAUUAUUUUGGCCCGUAAAUUUCAUCAUCGAAUAACGCGAACGAACUGCUUACAAUUUUUGUAUUUUACUCGGUCGUCUUCGUUCUCCUGGCUCUUGGCGUUUUGCGUCAAUUUUUGUGUUUUUUUUUCUCUCCUACCUUUUAUUUCUUAUACGUAGGUACCAAGGUCUUGAGGUAUUUACGUAUUUUGUACGUUUACUCUUUAUUUUUUAACUAUGUAAUUAUACCUACAUGUAUUUUUUCCUAUGUUCUAGCGCGAUUGUUUGUUUUUGUUUUUCCCCCUUUUGUAAUCGUGUUUAAGAUUUUUUAUAAUUUUAAUAAAAAUGUCGACAUUUUU
This is a messenger RNA of Planococcus citri (citrus mealybug), 5501 nucleotides long. RefSeq names its product disintegrin and metalloproteinase domain-containing protein 10-like. Lineage: Eukaryota; Metazoa; Arthropoda; Insecta; Hemiptera; Pseudococcidae. Gene Ontology annotation, molecular function: metalloendopeptidase activity. Gene Ontology annotation, cellular component: plasma membrane. The transcript is spliced from 15 exons. Gene Ontology annotation, biological process: membrane protein ectodomain proteolysis; Notch signaling pathway. Bases 387 to 3182 code for a protein of 931 amino acids. The record is from RefSeq and is a predicted model, not a curated record.